GGCCAGUGGGUGCUGUGGGAGGUGGAGGACACGGACAGCGCCGCUGCCGUACCGAGGCGGCGGCGACGGGGGACAAGGGACAGCGGCAGCGCUGCUGCCGUACCGAGGCGGCGGCGGUUGCAGCAGCCACUCCCGAUGCUGCGGUGGCUCAUCGGCGGCGGCCGGGAGCCGCAGGGCCUGGCGGAGAAAUCAUCUGUACAGACAAUUGGUGAAGAACAAAUACAGAAUCCUUACACGGAGCUCCUUGUAUUGAAAGGUCAUCAAGACAUAGUACGAUUUCUUGUGCAAAUAGAUGAUAGCAGGUUUGCAUCUGCAGGAGAUGAUGGCAUUAUAUUUCUGUGGAAUGCUCAGACUGGAGAAAAACUUUUUGAACUUCAUGGGCACACACACAAAAUUACAGCUAUAGCACCAUUUCCUUCGUCAGAUUCUUCUGAAGAAAAAAACCCCUUGAUUUUAACAGCAUCAGCUGAUAGAACAGUUAUUGUUUGGGAUUGCAGUAGUGGCAGACAGGUUCAGAAAGUGUCAUGUUUCCAUUCUACUGUCAAGUGUUUGACAGUUCUUCAAAGACUGAAUGUAUGGUUGUCUGGAGGGAGUGAUCUGUGUGUUUGGAACCGAAAAUUAGAUCUCUUGUGUAAGACCAGUCAUCUUACUGAUGCAGGUAUUACUGCUUUGGCUGAAUUGCCUAAAAAUUGUGUUGCGGCAGCUGUUGGCAAAGAGCUAAUAAUUUUUAGGUUGAUUGCUUGUAAUGGUGGGUCUGAGGGUUGGAAUGUCCUUGAAGUAAAACGCCUUGUUGACCAUCAGGAUAACAUUUUGUCACUAGUCAGUGUCAAUGACUUUACUUUUGUGACAGGUUCUCAUGUUGGUGAGUUAAUAGUUUGGGAUGCACUUGACUGGACAAAGCAGGCAUCUGAGUGCAACUUCUGGGACUCCUCUGUUCAUCCAGAUAUACAGCCAGAAAUAAAGUUAUCUCAAAGCCCAAAUGAAACUUCAGUACAACACUUAACAUCUGAUGAGGAGUGUGUGUUUGCUGCUGUUGGGAAAGGCAUAUACGUAUAUAAUCUUCAAAUGAAGCGUGUGAUUGCUUGCCAAAGAACUGCUCAUGACUCUUCUGUACUGCACAUUAAGAAGAUUCCAAACAGGCAGCUGAUCUCCUGUUCAGAAGAUGGCAGUGUGCGCAUUUGGGAGCUCCGAGAAAAGCAGCAGCUGCCAGCUGAAGCAGUUCCAACAGGGUUUUUCAACAUGUGGGGAUUUGGAAGGGCAAACAAGCAAGCAAACCAGGCUGCUAAGAAGAUGCAGGAAAAUACACCUGUAUAUUUCUUGGAUCUGGUUGGUGAUUUGAUUGGUCAUUCAUCAGCUGUGCAGAUGUUCCUGUACUUUGGUGAACUGGGACUGGCUACGUGCUCUGCUGACCACCUCAUCAUUUUGUGGAAGGAUGGUGAACGAGAAUCUAGACUUCGCAGUUUAACACUGUUUCAGAAAUUGGCGCAAAAUGGUGAUUUGCAGCUCAAAUUUUAAAUUGCUUGGGUACAGGCUAUGUAUAUGUAAACUGGGUACGUGUUAAAUGUGAGUGUGAAGGAAAGUUUGAACUACUUGGAAUGACUACCAGUAACUACCAGUAAUAUCAUGUAUUAUAUUAGAAUUAUUGUUAGUUGCUGCUACUCUUCUCAAAGGAGAAUUUUGUAUGUUGAAACUUACUUUGCUUACUCUGUCAGCAGAAAUGGUGUUCUCUUGAAACAUUGAAGAUAAAGAUAGUUUCUAAUAUUAUUCCCAAUGUUUAAAAAUAUCAUGGGCAGAUGUCAAAAUUAAGAUUUGUGAAAGUCCUUAAAUGCAUCAAAAGUAAAGAAGCUGGGGGCUUUCCACAGUGUUAUGUGCAGAAAGCAAGCAUAUUAAAAAACACUGAGUCUUCCUGCUUGAUGUAACAUCUUUCUUGAAGCUAAACUUCAGUCAGUCAUGGCUGAGAUAUGUAUCCAGAGAAAAAAACCCGAAGAAACAGUUCUCAGAUAGAAUUCUUCCAUUUUAAGUGGUUAUCCUGCACUAACGGUAAGUUCAAGAAAGAAAAUUAGGCAAUACUGGUUUGUCAAGUUUUAAUUUUAUGACAAAGCUACUCCUAAACUUGAAGUAGCUGCCAUUUUACUGCAGGUUAACCUACACUGCUGGAUUUUAUACAGCACCAUCAUCAUGUUUAGCAUGAAAUCUGAUUGGCUUAGCUUAGUCUUUCCACAAAACAUUCAUCAAAUUAAUUUGUAUGUAAUAAAAAGCACUGGCGUUACCAUGGAUUUUCAGGAUGUAAAAUACUUUCUUAAGCAGUAGCAGUUGCUGUGUUCAGUAUUAGCAGAGCAUUUCUGCCAGAUGAAUAUUAAAUUUUCAGCUGAAGUUUGCAGAGAAAUCUGCACCAAGUUUGUAAGUAUAAGUAAUAUUUUAGAGUUUAAAAAUAAAAAGCCUCUAAGUAAGUACACAAUGCCUUUUUCAAGUCUGAGAUAGCAUUAGUAAUCUGAAAAAUAAACAGGAAUGGGAAGAAAAAUUCCAAACUAAAGAACCCCAAACCAAAGCAACAAAAAACCAGAAGAACAAAAAAAGCCCCCAAAAUUGAUAGAAAGAAAGUGUGAGUGAGGAUGAUAUAAUGAGUGGUAAGUUACUAUUUGAUCUAGGGAAGGGGGGAAUUGGGGAACUUAGUUGUCAUAAAGCCAUGAGAAGAGGGUGCUUGGGUCUACUCAGAAGAUCUUAGAAGUAAGUUGCUUGCAGUGUAUCAGUUGAAAACAUGAUAACCUUAUGUUCCCAACAGUGAGAACCAUGAGAACAACUAUUUCAUUUUUAUGUGAUUGCUUUUAAGUGAAUAUCUGGUAGGGAAACAGAGCUAUUUAACUGAACAAGUCUAGUAAAAAAAACUCGCUCUGUAUUUUACAGUGGUGUAAUUCAGCCUUAAAAGGUCCUACAUGCACGUAUAAAUAUUUCUAUCAGAAGUGCCAUUGUUCUCAGAUAAUGCUCCAUUGGUAAUAGAGCUCCAGAGGUCUUUUCCUUUAAAAAUGGUUAAGUUGAAAGUAGUACAUUCAGUUCUUUCUUUUACAGGUGAACUUUGAGCAUAGCAGUAAAGCUAUAGUAGCUCACUCCUCUUACAUAAAAGUUUGUCAGUUGCUGUUGGAAAGUCUAGUGAGCAGAAUUUGGGUAACCAGAUUAGAAAUUUUACUUCCACUUUGUCCUUUUAAGUGUCUUUUUCCACAUCUCAGCAAUGCAGAAUUCCAUGUUCACCUCAUGGAGUUAACCAGCAGACCUACUCUUAAUACUUCUGUAACUCUGAGGCAGCUGUUGAUCAACUGGACAGGUCAGAGUCUAAGAUCUGUCAGAUCUGACACAACUGGCAGAUGACAGUUAUUCUGUACUGAUUUCUUUUUCUCUUAAAAAGAACAUACUGCCACACAGACUAUAUUUUUUACUUAGGUCUCUGGCUGUGGGAAGAAACACGGGUUCUUGCAACAAAUAUACUGAUUACACAUCAAUGCCUUAAUCUGUGAACCAGAACUGAGGCUGAAUUUUAUUUCUUAGGUUCCUUCCACCAUUGCCAUUUUCUUCCCUGUGACAGAAUUGUGACAAAAAUAAUGAAUGUUUUACAUGGGUGUGGUUUUACAGUGUUGCUGUAUUUAACAAAUUAAGAUAACAAAGCUUUAGAUCUUCUGAAAUCUUUUCCUCUAAUUCAAGUUGCAGUGAGCGUUUAGUAAUCAGAAUACUUAUGAUACAACCACCGAGAACACUAGUUCUAGACAAAGGAAUAGUAAAAGCAAACAGUUUACAAUAUAAAAAACCAGAUUUAACUUAUGUGACUAAAAAUUCAUUGAAGAAUGUUGCAAUAGAUAAGAAAGAAUGAAUAAACAUACUUCACCAGAAACACCAUUCUUCAGAUACACACAAUGCAGCAUUUUAAUACACAGCAACCUGCCUUAGCUAUGACAAAAGUAAGGGUCUGUUACAAUUCUAACAAAAAUAUAGCUUAUAUACAUUUAUCUGCACUUACAUUUUAUGAAUGUUUCCUUUUGUUUCAGAACUUGGUACAAAACAUACAAAAAAGGUUGGCACAUUAUGUAAGCUACCUGUAGCAGACAGCAGUCAUUGUCACUUUUCUUCCACAGCAGUCUCAACUCUGUGUUUGGUUUUGUUGUUUUUUUUUUUCACCUUUACUGAGUUCAAUUCAUGAUACAGCCUAGGAGAGGUAAAGAGUAUGUCUCAAGACCUUUCUGUUUAAGGAGUAGUGGACUGCUUCUUAAACUGCAGCCACAGCUUUGAAGCUCUCGCCUGCAGCCUUGAGUGCACGGUAUUAAAAAUCAGCAGUUCAGCUAGUAUUUAUUAACUGAAUAGUCUGAGAGUAGUCUAAAAUUUGAAGUCAUGUUCUGUGCAGGGUUAAAUGAGAUGUACAAAAAUACACAUUUGUGCUUUGGAAGCAUAAGCAUAAAUUUUGUAUCUUUAAUGAAAAACUGUGUUUGAUUUCUAACUUAUUUACAUAUUUUGAAAUACUUUUUACCUCACAAAACAAACCAACAUUUUACUAUGGGGAAAAAGCAGUACAAAUUAUAAUGCUGUUACAAAUUAUAACCUGGAAACCUCUUUUAAAAAGCAGCAAGUUCAUCCUAGGAUUAAGUAUCAUAGAUGGACUUAUCAUAAAAUUUAGAUCAGUUUAAUAAAAUUGAUGAUGUGUAUAAACACCACUUUAUAGAGAAGGAUGUUGACCAAGUGCCACAAUGGUUUUUGUGUAAAAUUUGAUGAAACAUUUCAUGUUAACAUCUCUAAGAUGGCAGGGAAGCAUGUGGAUAUCACCAGUUUUACAGAGCAUCUUGUUUUCUUUAUUAUGUUACUAAUUCUAAGGGAAUUUGACUGCUACCAAGAUUUUAUAUGGAAAAGAAAGAACAGUAGUGCUCUAAGAGAAAGUCUGUAUAAUAAGAAGUUUGGGUUAAGUGGUGCAGGGUUUGUUUUUUACUGUCCUGUUUAUCAAGGUUUAAUUGUUCUACUGUGCAUGUUCUCUUUUAGACCUAUUCUUCAGCUCUCUAAACUGUAUCAGUAGAAUUGGAGAAGGCUUAUGCUAGAUAAGUGGGAAGUUUACACUUACUUGUCAACUUAUUCUUACUCUACUGAUGGCUAGAUUACCCCUUUGUCUGAGAAACAGUUGUAUGAAGUGUUAGUGAAUACAGUUGUAUCAAUUACAAGAUUUGACAGAUGUAUAUUCAGUAUUAGAAAUCAGCUUCAGAAGUACAUUUUCUGCCACAAAAUGUUAUUUCCAAAGAGCACUUAUUAAUCUGUGGAUUAUGUAGCCUUCUUGAAAACAUUUUUCUUUAGGAUUCAGAGAAGCUUAGAAGUGAGUGAAUAAAAUAUUUCCUUCUUGCCGUAAAGUCUCAAUUUCACUGCAAAGGAAACACCACCCCUCUUGUAUCCAAGUCUGUAAGUGAUUCACAGUGAAACUGGUAGAUCAAGAGGUCUGAUUUUCUUGGCUUAGUGUCAGUUGUUGUUUUCUGAUGGGAGCCUGACACUCUUGCACUUUAAUUCAUCCAGUGUUUUCCAGUGUUUGUAGUUAUUAGCCAAGUGUUGCAUCAAAACAGGCAGAUGUGCAAAUGCUGAAAUGAAUAGGAGGAUCAGUUGUACUGUGUACAGAGCAAGCAGAACAGCCCAACCUAAUCUGAAAUCGUCAUUCUCCUACUUUUUCUUGUUCCUUCAGCUGUAAGCUAAUGCUAAAAGGGGAAAGAUCUUUUCAGUCUGUUUCUUUCACAAGCAACUCCCUUUCUUAAUGUAUGAUGACUUCAUUAAAUUGUGCUAACACACAA
Melopsittacus undulatus (budgerigar) is the source of this 5801-nucleotide messenger RNA. RefSeq names its product WD repeat domain 41 (gene WDR41). Gene Ontology annotation, cellular component: lysosomal membrane. Gene Ontology annotation, molecular function: protein binding. Bases 136 to 1515 code for a protein of 459 amino acids. The transcript is spliced from 13 exons. The record is from RefSeq and is a predicted model, not a curated record. Gene Ontology annotation, biological process: regulation of autophagy. Lineage: Eukaryota; Metazoa; Chordata; Aves; Psittaciformes; Psittaculidae.